AUGCCCUGCUUCUCCGCCUCCAAUGUGCGGUUCGUCAGCGCGGAGUCGCAGUUGCAGCAGAAGUGCAGCGAGCUGAGGGCCAGGGCUCGAGCCCAAACGGCAGCCUAUCGUCCACCGGCGGGGGGCUUUCGUCCUUCCACCACGGCCUUCGGCUCCUUCAGGCGGCCACCCUGCGACCAGUCGGCGGCCUAUGACCAGAAGCAGCUGAAGCGCAAUGAGCGGGAGCGGAAGCGCAACCAGGGCACAAAGCAGGUGGUGCUGCGGGCCGGGGAGGUGCGGCGCCUCAAGGAUCAGGGCAGACUGGAGACCGUCAGCGAGAAGCUGCAGAGGAUAGAUCAGCAGGAGGAGGAUCACCGCAAGCAGCUGCAGUUGGUGGAGGAGACGCGCCGGCGCUUCAAGGCCAUCGACGAGGCGCGGGGCGGUGACACCUCCGAGGCCAAGAUCAGCCUGCUCAGCGAGAUCCUGGAGGAGAAGCAGUCGGUGCUUGGUCGUGCCUUCCUGGCCCGCCAGGAGCAGGAGCAGGAGGUGAAGCAAAUCAACCGCAUGAUUCUCGACGCCAAGUGCAAGGCUGUGCGGGAGGCGCAGAUCCAGGAGAAGCACCUCCUGUCCAAGGCGCUGCGCGAGGACGACGAGCGGCUGGCGCGCAUGGUGAACGAGCGCGCCCUGAAGGCGUUGACGGAGGAGGACGAGCGCGAGCGGCUGGAGGUGGAAAAGCGGAGCCGCUACGCCCAGGAGAUCCGACGGCAGCUCUCGGAGCGCGAGAACGUGCGCUACCUGGAGGCCAAGCGGGUGGCCGACGAGGCCAAGGACAUCCGGCGCGCCACCGAGCUCCUGCGCGCCCAGGAGGAGCAACAGCGCGCCCUCGUCCAGCAGCGCAAGCAGCGGUUCCGGGAGGAGCUGCAGCGCAUCCGGGACAUGUCCAACGUGUUCAAGACCAUGCUCGGCGAGCAGGAGCGACUGGCCGACCUGCGGGUCACGGCCUACAUGCGCGAAAAGCAGGAGAAGGAGCGCCAGCUGAAGGAGAUGCAGCGCCUGACCAAGAAGGAGUUCGAGCGCCGCCAGCAGCGCAUCUUCACGGUGGCCGCCGAGGCCAUGGAGACGCGCCAGACCAACGACGAGCUAAAGUAUCUGAAGGAGCGCGACCGCGUGGAGCGCGAGUACCGCCAGCGGGAGAAGGAGGCGGCCAUCUCGCGGCGGGAGGCUGAGCGGGACCUGCUUGAGUCGCGGGCCCAGCAGGCGCAGGAGAUGAAGCAGCGCCUGGCCCUGGAGAUCGCCCACUCCGGCGAGGAGUUCGCCAAGGUCAUGGAGCGGAUGCGCAAGGAGGAGGACAGGGAGAAGGCCUUGGACCGCCAGCGGGAGGCCCAGCGACAGGUGUACCGCCAGGACCUGCGGCAGCAGAUGACCGACAAGCAGGCGGAGCGCCGGCGACUGGCCGAGCUGGAGGCCGUGCGGGUGGAGAAGUGGCUCGACCAGGAGAAGCAGCGGGACGCCAACAUCCGGCAGGUGAUCAGCGCCAAGAUCGCGGCCAUGCGCGAGAACUGCCUGCCGGAGAAGUAUCUACGGGAGGUGGAGAAGCAGCUGAAGAGCAUUCAGGGCUCCCGGGAUCGCAUUCGCUAA
This is a messenger RNA of Drosophila subpulchrella, 1617 nucleotides long. RefSeq names its product cilia- and flagella-associated protein 45. NCBI's taxonomy places the organism in Eukaryota, Metazoa, Arthropoda, Insecta, Diptera, Drosophilidae. The transcript has a single exon. Bases 1 to 1617 code for a protein of 538 amino acids. The record is from RefSeq and is a predicted model, not a curated record.